AUGCCCCAGCUUCUCAAACACAACGCGCAACAAUCAAGGCCAAGGACCGACUAUGAGCGAUGGCUUGGAGAUAGAAAUCCGGACUUCCAGGCUGCCAACAGUCCAGGGUAUCAUUCACCCAUUACAGUCAUUGGCGAAAGCUCGGUAUCUUCCCCUGGUAGCCAGGCGAACUUACGCCAGCUCGGUAGUCCAACACAUUCAGAUGGUGUGCACUACCGGGGAGAACAUAAGCACCAUGGCUAUUUCAUGGUCGAGCCAGGUACACAGCCAGUCCCUGGGCUGGGAAGACCUUCCAGUGCGGCCCUUUGA
Messenger RNA from Aspergillus alliaceus, 309 nucleotides. RefSeq lists its product as uncharacterized. The record is from RefSeq and is a predicted model, not a curated record. The transcript has a single exon. Bases 1 to 309 code for a protein of 102 amino acids. NCBI's taxonomy places the organism in Eukaryota, Fungi, Ascomycota, Eurotiomycetes, Eurotiales, Aspergillaceae.